Molecule: messenger RNA, 2844 nt
Organism: Penicillium mononematosum
Lineage: Eukaryota; Fungi; Ascomycota; Eurotiomycetes; Eurotiales; Aspergillaceae
Product: argonaute family protein
Exons: 5
Molecular function (GO): RNA binding; protein binding
Source: RefSeq, a predicted model, not a curated record
CAUUCGUCAAAAUGUCUGGACGUGGCUACGGUGAUCUGCCCAUUCGAGGCGGCCGUGGUGGUGGUGAUCGUGGGGGGCUCCCGAGGCCGCGGCGAUGGUGGCUCAAGCGGCCGUGGCAGUGACCGCGGUUACAGCGGUGAUCGGGGUUACAGCGGUGAUCGAGGCCGUGGCAGUGACCGUGGCGGUGGUCGUGGUGGACGUGGCGGGUCUGAACCCCCUUCUGGAAUGUUGACAGACCCGGUUGAAGCUCCCAGCGCGCGAGUCCAGGCCUUGGAGGACAAGUGCAUUACAGAGUCAGCAAAGGCUCGUCCAGAAUCCAACAUUUUGGCUCGGCGUCCUGGCUAUGGUACUCAAGGCCGUCCGACUGUGCUUCGUGCCAACUUCUUCCCCAUGGAGUUCAAGCCGAACAUCAGGUUCUAUUCCUAUCGGCUGAAGAUCAAGCCCGAGGCGAAGAAAGGGCAACAAAAGUUCGUUCUUGAGAGCAUGUUCCGCAAAUACACUCUGUUCAACCAAGGAAUCGGCGUUGCCACUGAUGGGGCCACUGAGAUUGUUACGACUGAGCGACUCCCCAAGGACCGAGUGCCAUUCCGUUGUUCCAUGGGCGGCGGAAGUGGGACAUCGAAAGCCUACACCGGCCCUUGGGAGGCCACUUUGACACUGGAAAACUCUUAUUCUCCAGCUGAAGUCCUUGCGUACCUUGAGGACGCCAAUCACCGAGAGGAAGUGCCGAAUGAAGCGCCCAGUCUCCGAGUACUCAACAUUCUCAUGAGUGCCUACGCCUACAAUGAUCCCGGCGUCGUCAUCAUUGGCAAGGGCCGAAACAAAUUCUUCCGGAUCGACAAGGGAAAGCAGUCCAUGGACAUCAGGGGUGGUCUCGAAGCGAUUCGUGGUUACUACUCGAGUGUCCGUCUUGGUGCUGGACGAAUCUUCCUCAAUUUGAAUGUUAGCCACGGGGCAUUCUUCCGUCCAUGUUUGCUGACACAAAUAAUCGAUGACUUCGCAUAUGUCCACGGAAGAGAGAAGAAUUUCCUGCACCGGGUCCUGAAGGGCUUGAAAGUGCACGUCCUGCAUCUGAAGACUCGAGAGAACGGAUCUGGGGAGAAUGAAAAACCCGUUAAAACAAUCCUCGGAGUUCCAGAUAUGGCAGCUAGUGCGAAGAGCGUGUCAUUCUGGAUGGGAGAUGAGAAGAAGGGACAAUACGUGACGGUUGCCGAGUACUUCGCCAGACAGUACAACAGGCCACUGGAGAGGGCAGAGAAAAUGCCAGUUGUGAACGUUGGGACGUCUGACCGUCCCGUUUACAUUCCUGCGGAGCUUUGCGAAGUCCUCCCCGGGCAACCCUGCACGGCGGAGCUAGGACUCAUCCAACGACAGAACAUGAUCAAGUUCAGCUGCCGCCGUUCUCCUCAGAACUAUGACUCCAUUAUGACCGAAGGACUGAAGCUCAUGGGAAUCUCCGGAGGACAUACCAAGGCGGUAGGAAUCAAGCCCGGCAAGGAGAUGAUCACUAAGACCACUAACCCUCGAAAUGGCUCGUGGAAUUUGGUCAACACAAAAUUUUCCCAGUGCGCCAACAUCAGCAAAUGGACCGUUCUUUGGAUUCGGAAGCGCGGUCCCAAGGAAGAUGGAAGUCCUAUUCCCAUGAUGGACGGAUUCUACCGGAAAAUGCGUGACCAUGGCCUGACGCUUCCGCCGUUCGAUAAACCGCAUCGCGAGGUCUUUCUCGGCCUGGAUGAUAGAGAGAAUCGAAGUCUGCUCAAAGACACGUUUAAAGAUAUCGCGAACAAGUCGUAUCCCUUUUUGGUUGUUGUGCUUCCUAGCACAGAAGGCAAAAACUUUGACUACGUCAAGUAUGCCGGAGAUCUUAAGACGGGCAUCCUUACCCACUGCAUGUUGUACGACAAGGUCAUCAAGGCCAAUGAGCAAUACUGGAGUAAUAACGCUAUGAAGGUCAAUUUGAAAAUGGGAGGAAUCAAUCAACUCCUGCAGCCGGCGAACGCACGCUUCAUUGGUGCAGGGAAGAGCACCAUAGUCGUUGGCUUGGAUGUCACUCAUCCGUCGAGUGCAGACCCGGAGGUCUUCCCCAGUGUUGCUUCCAUUGUUGCCUCUACUGAUUAUCGUAUGGGACAAUGGCCCGGUGAGGUUCGAGCCCAGAUGCGCCGUCAAGAACACGUUGAAUUCCUCAAGGAUAUGAUGCUUGGCCGGCUGCACUUGUGGCAAAAGAACAACAAUGGCAACUUGCCCCAAAAAAUUCUCGUGUACCGUGACGGUGUUAGCGAGGGUCAAUACAACAUGGUCCUUACGGAGGAACUUCCAAAGAUCCAAGCUGCUGCCAAAGCGGUAUACCGUGGAGCCAUGCCCAACAUCACCAUCGUUGUCUGUGGAAAACGCCACAACGUGCGCUUCUACCCUACCAACGCGAGGGACCAAGAUAGAACAUCCAACCCACUCAACGGAUGUGUUGUUGACCGCGGAGUAACUCGCCCUAUGUACUGGGACUUCUACCUGCAAGCCCAGGCUCCGCUCCAGGGUUCCGCUCGUCCAGCUCACUACAUUGUCAUCCACGAUGAGAUUUUCACAAAUUCCAAGGCCAAUCCGGACCGCAAGCCCGUUGAUGUGCUGCAAGAAGUUACUCACAACAUCUGUUACAUGAUGGGCCGGGCUACUCGAUCGAUCAGUUACAGCACUCCUGCUUUCCUGGCUGACAAGUUCUGUGAUCGUGGCCGGAAGUAUCUGUUGGCUAUCUACCAUGACAAUAAUCAGCAGAUCUACGACUCGGAGAAGUUCACAGGUGAUACCUUGAAUAUCUCGCGCAAUUGCCCGAACAGCAUGGUCUACAUCUAA